Dioscorea cayenensis subsp. rotundata (Guinea yam) is the source of this 993-nucleotide messenger RNA. RefSeq names its product transcription factor MYB52-like. The coding region runs from base 198 to 824 and encodes 208 amino acids. Gene Ontology annotation, molecular function: DNA-binding transcription factor activity, RNA polymerase II-specific; RNA polymerase II cis-regulatory region sequence-specific DNA binding. Gene Ontology annotation, cellular component: nucleus. Gene Ontology annotation, biological process: regulation of DNA-templated transcription. The record is from RefSeq and is a predicted model, not a curated record. NCBI's taxonomy places the organism in Eukaryota, Viridiplantae, Streptophyta, Magnoliopsida, Dioscoreales, Dioscoreaceae. The transcript has 2 exons.
GAACAUGUACAUACAAUCUUGUCUUUGUCUUGCAAAACCAAUAAAAGAGACUUACCAUCCAAACCCUAAUCCUAACCCUACUCUUAAUUCUUCUCUCCCUUCUCCACUUAUAUUUAAUUCAUUACUACUCUCCUCCUUCACCUUGAUCAAGCUCAUCAUCUCUUCCUCCUCCCCUAAUUAACCUUGCUCUUAUCCUCAUGGAAUCAUCCUAUCGAGCCUCAUCGGAUGAGACAAAGACUACAUCUUGUUCGAGAGGUCAUUGGAGGCCCGGAGAAGACGCCAAACUCCGGCAACUUGUUGGAAAGUAUGGCCCUCACAACUGGAACUCAAUUGCAGAAAAACUUCAAGGAAGAUCAGGAAAGAGUUGUAGAUUGAGGUGGUUUAACCAACUUGAUCCAAGAAUCAAUAGAAGACCAUUUACAGAAGAAGAAGAAGAGAGGCUUCUUUCUGCUCAUCGAAUUAACGGCAACAAAUGGGCUCACAUAGCUCGUCUUUUCCCCGGUAGGACUGACAAUGCAGUGAAGAAUCAUUGGCAUGUGAUCAUGGCAAGACGACGGAGACAGAGGUCGAAGAUCAUUAGCAAGACAGAUCAUCAUCAUCAUCAUCAUCAUCAUCGCCUUAGUACUAAUGAUAAUACUGUCGAUGAAACUUUAUCGAUAUCUGCUGCUUCACUUCCUUUUUGGUCCUUUUCAAGAUCGAAUACUUCAUCGAAUCCUAGUUCAUUGUCUUCUAUGUUUGGAUUCUCUAUGAGUGAUGUAAUGAACAAGUAUCAGUUAUUUAGAGUUGGUGAUCAUGAUAAGGUACAUGGAAAAAGGAGAUCAUGAGCCAAUGCAAAGGAAGAAGGAUAUUGCUUUCAUAGACUUCUUGGGAGUUGGCAUCACCUCUUGAUUGACAUUGAGUUAGUAGUUAUUUAUAUUUAAAGUUCCACAUAUAAUUGUUAUUUGGUACUUGUUUUAAUCUAAUAUGAUGCAAUUGUUGUUGUUCUAGUGCUUA